AUUUCAGUCCGCAUGUAAACAUUUUGAAGAUUUGCAGUCAAAAAACGUGAGAUUUGAAGAAAUAACUGGAAAAUAGUUUAAAAAUGCUACGAACAUUGAUGUGCGCCCGGAGUGGGUUGACCACAACCGUUAAACUCUUCCGGCCGCAACAGUCAAUCCAACCAGCUCACAGCAAAACCAUUCCACCGACGUUUUCGCUGGUUCGACAUUACGCAAACCUUCCCAGCAGCAAGCAAUCCCCAAAAUCUGCUUCGGAAGAAGAAAAGGCCAAAGACGACCUCGACAAAAAGCGUAAAAUCCUGGAGCUCGAGAUGGAGGUGAUGCGCCAGGAGGGUCGCAAAGUGCCAACGCCGGCUAAGAUCAAGGAAUCAAACUGGGAGCACCUGCUGGGGCUGGAAUCGCGGAACCAGCGGCGGCACUACUAUCUGUACCUGUGGAACAUCGAGAUGGCCAAGGAGAGCCAGCGCGCCAAGAAGGAGCAGCGCAAGCUGGAGGUGGCAAAGCGCAGGGAAGAGCUGGAUCUGGCCAACGCCGACAAUGACCACAUCAUUUACGGGCUGUUCCACAACACGAUGUUUCUGCGGAUUUACGACUCGACGAUGGACCAUUUUCACAACAAUAAAUUAGUGCAGGCGAUGCGCUUCGGCCAGAACCUGGUGUUUGACUGCUCGUACGACAGCUACAUGAACGAAAAGGAGAUGCGGAACACGGCCAAGCAACUGAUGCUGUGCUUCGGCAUCAACCGGCUGCACAACGAACCGUUCAACGUGCACCACUGCAACGCCGACUUCCGGUCCAGCACGAUGGUCUCGCUGCGGAAACACCUGGCCCAGAUGGACGAACCGGCCUUCCCGAUCAACGUGACCGAGCGCAGCUAUCUGGACCUGUUCCCGAAGGAGCGGCUGGUCUACCUGACGCCGCACUGCAAGAACGAUCUGAACGAGUUCAGCCCGGACGACGUGUACAUUGUGGGCGCGAUGGUGGACAAAUCCAGCCAAGAGGCGAUCUCGCUCGGCAAGGCGAAAAAGCUGGGCCUGAGGAUGGCGCGGCUGCCGCUGGAUCGGUACUUUCAGUUCAAGAGUGGGAAGUCGUUGACGUUGGACCAGAUGCUGCUGAUUUUGCUGGAGCUGAAGGGGUCGAACGAUUUCGAGCGGGCGCUGGAGCACGUUCCGAAGCGGAAGAUUGUCCCGGUGGACGAGCAGCAGCAGGAACAGGAGCAGCGCUUCCGCGAGCGGAAGCAGAUGGGCAAGUUCAAGUUUAGCGCGGGGUCAUUUCACUCGGAACGGAAGUUUAAGAAGCGAUAUUGAGUUCCUACAGUGGUGUAGUGUUUAUUAAGUUUAGAGUAAAAAUAAAAAUAGACUUUAAU
This is a messenger RNA of Culex quinquefasciatus (southern house mosquito), 1366 nucleotides long. RefSeq names its product mitochondrial ribonuclease P protein 1 homolog (gene rswl). The record is from RefSeq and is a predicted model, not a curated record. NCBI's taxonomy places the organism in Eukaryota, Metazoa, Arthropoda, Insecta, Diptera, Culicidae. The transcript has 2 exons. Gene Ontology annotation, biological process: mitochondrial tRNA 5'-end processing; positive regulation of mitochondrial translation. The coding region runs from base 84 to 1307 and encodes 407 amino acids. Gene Ontology annotation, molecular function: tRNA binding. Gene Ontology annotation, cellular component: mitochondrion; nucleoplasm; nucleus.